This is a messenger RNA of Elgaria multicarinata webbii, 3597 nucleotides long. It is a transcript of the gene CAMKMT, whose product is annotated as calmodulin-lysine N-methyltransferase. The record is from RefSeq and is a predicted model, not a curated record. Lineage: Eukaryota; Metazoa; Chordata; Lepidosauria; Squamata; Anguidae. Gene Ontology annotation, molecular function: calmodulin-lysine N-methyltransferase activity. The transcript has 11 exons. Bases 210 to 1202 code for a protein of 330 amino acids. Gene Ontology annotation, cellular component: cytoplasm.
GGCAAACGCUGUUCAGCUCUGAGGGCUACCUCCAUGUGCUUUCUCGUGAGGCGGCGGGUCACUUACUCAGCCUAGGGCUAUUGCUUCCCCCGCUCAGUUCUCCCCUUCCCACUUCACGGGUGUUUUUGUUUGGAGGUGGUGGGUCUUUUGGCGCGCUCGCUCAAGUUUGAGCCUCAAGCGAAGGAAAAGGUGAGAGAAUUGCUCUCAGCAUGACUACCGAGUCAGCCCUGAGCGUUUCUCCUCCUCCUCCUCCUCCUCCUCCAGCUGACAGGUGUCAGGCAGAAAGAGAAGAGGGAGACGCUGGGGAAGGCUGGAAAGCAAACAAGCAGGCAGCCGCCAAAGCCCGCUGGAAGCUUCUCAGACAGGUUCUGAAACAAAAACAAUUGGAGAAUGUCCACCUUCAGCAAGUAUCAAUAAGGAGAUUUGCUUCAUUCAAUCUCUUCUCAACAACACAGGAAGACAGAAAGGUAACAGAAGAUGAUUGUGGGACUUGGGUUCAAUAUAGAAGCAUCUACUAUCCUGAGUAUAUUAUAUCAUUAAGAUGUAACAGAGGGCUAUUAAAUGUUGAAGAUGUUCUGACAAGCUUUGACAACACAGGAAAUGUUUGUAUCUGGCCUUCUGAAGAAGUACUAGCUUACUACUGCCUCAAGCACCAUGAAAUUUUCAGGGGCCUUGCUGUGUGUGAGCUAGGGGGUGGCAUGACAUGCUUGGCUGGGCUUAUGGUUGCUAUUUCUGCAGAUGUCAAAGAAGUUCUGUUAACUGAUGGAAAUGAAAAGGCCAUCAAAAAUGUAAAUGAUAUCAUCAGAAGAAACCAAAAGGCAGGAGUCUUUAGAACCAAAGCAGUCUCAAGCUGCAUUUUACGAUGGGAUAAUGAGACAGAUGUCUCUCAACUGGAAGGACAUUUUGACAUUGUUAUGUGUGCUGACUGCCUGUUUCUGGACCAGUACAGAGCUAGCCUUGUGGAUGCAAUAAAGAGAUUACUCCAACCCAGUGGGAAAGCGAUGGUUUUUGCUCCACUCCGAGGGAAUACUCUAAACCAGUUUUGCAAUCUAGCUGAAAAAGCUGGUUUCUCUAUCCAAAGACAUGAAAAUUAUGAUGAACACAUUUCAAACUUCCACUCCAAGUUGAAAAAAGAAGAAAAAGAUAUUUAUGACGAGAACAUCCAUUACCCAUUUCUUCUUAUUUUAACCAAAAGUGGAUAGAGUAUGUGCCAGAUUUAUUCUGAUUACAAAGGGGGGGGGGAGAAUAGCUAUAUGAAUGUAGCAUUUUAAGAAUAAUCAAAAUGGUCAAAAGUUGUCACUUCUUGAGAAGAGAAAACCUUGAGCUGCAUAUAGUUAUAUCAUUCUUUGUACUUUUGCAUUGGUUUAUUAAAAAUCAACACUGAUAAGACCUGAAGCCUUAAGAGCUCCAUUUCUCUCCCCUUGUGGCUGACAUCACACGCACAUGAUUUCUUUUUCUCGACAAAAACGGUUUCUUCUAUUCCAUUUGAAAGCAUAUGUUCUGUGGCCGUGUUUGACCAACUGUAAAAUGCUGAAAGAUUUAUUGUUCUAGUAAGGGAAGAAAGAAAUCCUGAUAAUUGUUGGGCAUCUAAACGUCCUAUUCUAUAUGUGCCUUGUGCUAUAUUUUGAUCCACACACCCCCCUCAUGCUAUUCUUGAAAAUUGCCUUAUAGUUUUUCCUCCCCCUUUUAGAGAGAAAUGCUUCAAACUUGCUUUGCUUGAUUACUUAAUGUUUUUUGACAACAGGAUCCCCCCCCUCCUUUCCCUGUAGAUGUAUAAGAAAUUACUGCCUCAAACCAAAGCCUCAUAAACUGACCAUUUGUCCUCUGGACACAAUGCGUUGGCCAGCCCUCUGCUCCUCCUCUCCAAUUAUGUGUGAUUAGUCUCAGUGUGUUGUGUCAAGAAGGGGGAGUGUGCGGAGUAUUUAUUAUCUGUUUAGGUACAAGAAGAGUUCUCUCGCUAUGAAUGAAAACUGAGCCUUUAUCAGUACUGAAAUCUAACUGCAACUGUUCCCCAGACCUCUUGUCAAAAACAGAUCCUUGUCUGAGAAAUUCUGAAUGCUAUAGCAACUGCGGUUGGAGGGGGGGGUCGUCUGUUUCCCUCCACCACCCAAAAAAAUUAUCUGAACGUUUUGUUUAUACUAACAUAAUUCACAUAUUUGGAUAAUGUUCAUGUCCCAGCAACAAAACCUGCCUUUCAAAGCACAAGACUAAACUGCUUGGUUUUGUUUUCGCACAGGUUUAAGGAUUAUUAUUAUUAUUAUUAUUAUUUUGCCACUUUCAGAAGCUGGCAGCCUAAAUUUUAAAAAUUAUCAAAUACCCACUCUCUCUCUCCACCACCCCCAUUUUAAACAAGGAAAAGGAAUCCUAGCAAUAUAAAAAUAAAUGCAGUUCAUUGUGCAAUUUAUCGGCAAAAUACAUUAAAAUAAUUACCUUUGAUUUGUUGCUUUUCCUCUCCAGUUUAAUAAAUUGAGUUGCACACAAAAGUCCUGUUCCCUUCCCUGCUCUCUUCAAAUGAGUUUCUUCACUACCAGUUUGCAUGUCCUUGUAUUCAACACUUUUUAUGCUCCAUUAGAGCACCUAUAUGGAUCUCAGAAGGCACAGGUCAAGUCGCAGUUAGAUCAUACAUUUCUUUCUCACAAAAACCUGAAUUGCAAUGCCAAGUGAUGGGCUAACAUCACAAUAACAGCAAUUUAUUCCUCUUUUGAUAAAACAGCAGUCUAUUCUCAGUGUUGGAUAAAGACCAGGGGCAAUGCAAACCAGCCAUUUAUCCUAGUAUUUCAGUGGUAGAUCUCCCUUUAUGGAUUUUAUGGAUUUCACAUUGAGACUCUUACUGCGUGGAAUUUCUGCUAAGAAAUGAUAAGAAUUUAGAGAUGGCUGGGGUUUGUCAUAGAGGGAACACUCCUGCAAUCUGUUUGAGUCCCAUAGGCAUAUAUACCAGUAAGGUGUGCAUUCAGUAAAAAGUUUCAUAAUGGAGGAAACACAAAAAUCAGCCGAAGUAUAAACCUUCUGCAUCUAUUCUAAAGUAUUUAGAAAUAGGACAGAUGCAUAAACUUGCCAACUUUUCUCUAAUGACCCUGGAAAUUAUUGCUCCACUCUUUUUUUUCCUCCGAGGAGAUAACGAGUAUAUCAAAAUGAACAACUAAUUAUUGUUGUUUGUUUCUUUUCCCUGCCUGUCAUGUCAGUACAAGCUGGUGUCUCAAAUGCAGGCUAUUAUCCCGUAAGGGUUUAAUUGAAGGGGUCUUAAGAACACGAUCCUGCAAACAUUUAUGCAUUGAGGUUGAAUGGUGAAGCUAAAUUACUCAUGCAUAUAAUUGAUGAAAGGACUGGGGGCCCUAGACUGUAGCAUUUGCUGUUUAGGAUCAUUGUAUAACAUCAACAUUUUGCUUUGUUCCUUCCUCUCAAACUCUACUGUAAGGAAAAUCAUAGAGGUGGUCUUUUUGUAACUUGUGCUUUAUUAUUAGUUGCUCCUUCUGAUUUCUUUCUUUCUUUCUUUCUUUCACAUUAGAUUAACUAAGUAAACAGUCUGUUAUUGACAAACAUUUGGAUGGUGUUUCUGUUCCCCAAAAUAUUAAUAAAGUUUUUUAAAAAAAGUUAAAA